AACAAGACGAGUAAUCAUCUGUUUUCGUUUGGAAAAAGAGAAAAGGACAGCCAAAUUCUUAAUUAUUAAUUCGAAUUGAUAACUUUAACCUGUACUUUUCAGUCGAAUGAAACCUCAAAAGUUCUCAGUAAUCGUGAUAAGUUGUUAGUGCGUGAAUGAAUUCCCUGAAGUGAAGCUUUCAUUCACAAGACAGACGCGAAUCGAAUGAACACAAAACGACAGUGUAAAUUCGCGCAGUAGCGCCAACAUCAUGAAAUUUCAAUGGAUUUAUCAGCAACAGGAAUUUUAUCAAUAUUAAUAGUUUUACCUUCUUUACGUAGACUGAAGUAGAUUGUUGUCGAGUUCGCGUUAACUGUAUGGUAGCGUAAUGGGUGCUAAUUUGAUAUACGUUCGGUUAAUUGGACGUUGUUAAUGACGUAUCGAUCGGUGGUUUGAACUCAGUAGUUAACCAGAAUCGAAGAGCUGCAACGUUCACGAUGUCUUAAAAAACAAAACGAAGUUGUUGCUGUGGUAAAAUGACACCUAUCGCUGUGAUGAUGUUCGUAGUACGAAGUUGUGCCAGAUUAUCAAGCUGCUGCAAAUAAUGCCAAAAUGUCCAUCAGAGUAUCAGAUAAAGAUAAAAAACUCGGUCACCGCCGAGUCGGCGAAGAAGGCGAAAUUACAUACAAACGUAUAACUUCGAACCAGAUCAUGGGAUCGAUCCAGCUCGGUAUUCAAUACGCUGUCGGUGGUUUGGCUUCGAAACCAGAACGAGAUUUACUCAUACAGGAUUUCAUGACCGUCGAGACGAAGGUGUUCACUAGCGACGGAGCUAAUCUAACUCCUGCCCAUAAAUUUCCGAGAUUUUCGUUCAAAAUCUACGCCCCGAUCGCGUUCAGGUAUUUCCGAGACGUAUUCGGUAUUCAGCCGGAGGAUUUCAUGCUGUCGUUUUGUAGCGCACCUUUACGCGAGCUGUCUAACCCAGGAGCCAGCGGAUCGAUAUUUUACGUCACCGAUGACGACGAGUUCAUCAUCAAAACAGUCACACACAAAGAGGCGGAAUUCUUGCAAAAAUUAUUACCCGGUUACUAUAUGAAUAUCGUUCAGAAUCCUAGAACACUGUUGCCUAAAUUCUUCGGCCUCUAUUGCUACCAUUGUAAUUCGAAAAACAUUCGGUUAGUCGUGAUGAAUAAUCUGUUCCCAUCGUGGAUCGAGAUACACGAAAAAUACGACCUGAAAGGAUCUACUUAUAAGCGUAAAGCGUCCAGUGCGGAGCGAGCUAAAUCAACGCCGACCUAUAAAGAUCUGGAUUUCAUGGAACUGCAUCCGACUGGAUUGAUUCUCGACCACGAAAUGUACGACGCUCUGUGCAAAACCAUCGAAAGAGAUUGCACCGUGUUGGAGAGUUUUAAAAUAAUGGACUACAGUUUACUUAUCGGUAUGCAUAACAUAUCAAAAAAACUCAACGAUAGUACGCCAAAGAAUCCAGAAGAGCCGAGCACGUCGAAUGGCACGGUGCCUUCGAAUGUACGCGCCGAAGGGCCUAGUUUAUCCGCCAAUAGGAAUAAAAAAAGACACCUUUAUCAUACCACCGUGAUGGAAAGCAUCGAUCAGCAGUUAGCCAAUCAAGAAGUUAUCCAUCAGAAUUCCGGUGGUAUUCCUGCCAGAAGUGAUAAAGGCGAAGAUGUUAUUCUAUUCAUCGGUAUCAUCGAUAUCCUGCAAAGCUACAAGAUGAUGAAGAAGCUCGAACAUACCGUUAAAUCGGUAUUCUUCGAUAGCGAUACCAUAUCUGUCCACAGACCGGAUUUCUACGCUAAUCGAUUUCUAUCGUUUAUGAAAAACGCUGUUUUUCAAAAAAAUCAACUCGGUACAGCUACACAGGCCUGUGAUAAUAAUUUAAGCAGCAACGAUACCGAAGAAGCCGUUAAAACGGAGAAUACUCAUCGCAGUACUUAAAUUCAUACUGAUACGAUAGGUGUCGAAAAAAUAUGUAUAUUUUGCCCAUUGGUUUUAUUGUAUGACCUUUGUUUGUUUUUUGUUUUUUUUUUCGGUUAUUUGUUUGAUUUUUUAUUUUUAUUAUCCUAAUCCUUACUGUAAAGUUACCAGUUGUUGGUGAUAAAAUAUCGGAUAAAAAUAUUAACUUAUUGUUUUUAACGUAACAUUCCUUUGAAAAUGAUUCAUGGCCAACACACACGCUACAUUCCAUAUUAUUAUUAUGUCAAGCCAUGACAAAAAUUUAUCUUUUUUUUUGUUUUGUUUUUAUAAAGCUAAAAAAAUGAAGAACCACAUACGAAUUGUAUUCGAGUAACGAAAUCAUGCUUGCUUGAUGUGGUGUAAAUAGCUGAAAUUUUUUUCCCCUUGAAAUUUUUGGGCUUGAGUUCCUAUAAUUUAUUCGAUGUGCCAGUUAAAUGUUGAAUGUUUCGCCCGAACUGAGUUUUCGUUUUUUAAUUGUUAUAUUUAUAAGAUCCGGAUUGAAAAAGACGGUGUUUUUGAAGUUUUUUUUUUUUUACAUCAGUAUUAAAUGUUAAGUGGCUUGCUGUUUACUUACUUGUUUUUUCUUCUUUAAUUUCUCUCGAUGUAUUUCGAGCAAUGAUUUUUUAUCUUUUUUUUCUUCGGUUUUCUUUACAAUUUGAUCCAUUAUUUUAUUACGUUGUUCGACGACGAGUUCUUCGAAUGCGUUCGUAUCAUCGACCGGUUCCUGAGGAAAGAUAUGAUUUGAAAAAUCAGUAUUUACUAUUUAAAGCAAUUUUACCACAUUUUUGUGUAUUUGUUCAACAAGGUUGUGCUUUCAAAACGUGAAAAAAUAUUCUAAAAAGAACGGCAUUCCGCUCAGCAUUUAUUAUCUAGUCACAGAUGGUUGUAAUUUUGCAGUUUUUUUCCUUUUUUUUUUUCUUUUGUCAUUUGUUUAUUAUUGUUUUUCUUUCAAAAGAUAAAUUAUUAAAUGAUGUGCUUCCAAUGUGGUUUUUGAUCUUGAAAGGUGUAAUUUAAUGUGAAAUAUAUGAUCAGCUGCCGGAUUCGUACCAUCGUGAGGUUUGCGUCACAAUCAAAACUGUUGUAACUAUGGUUAUAAGUUGAUGUAUAGUUUUAUUUUUCUUUGUGAUUAACGUUUUAUUUUACUAAUGUGUAGCUAGAGUGUUGUUUUAAUAUGUAUUAAAAAUUUGGCAUCGAGUUA
Planococcus citri (citrus mealybug) is the source of this 3151-nucleotide messenger RNA. Its product is annotated as phosphatidylinositol 4-phosphate 5-kinase type-1 gamma-like. NCBI's taxonomy places the organism in Eukaryota, Metazoa, Arthropoda, Insecta, Hemiptera, Pseudococcidae. Gene Ontology annotation, biological process: phosphatidylinositol phosphate biosynthetic process. Gene Ontology annotation, cellular component: plasma membrane. Bases 592 to 1935 code for a protein of 447 amino acids. The record is from RefSeq and is a predicted model, not a curated record. Gene Ontology annotation, molecular function: 1-phosphatidylinositol-4-phosphate 5-kinase activity. The transcript is spliced from 3 exons.